Messenger RNA from Acomys russatus (golden spiny mouse), 831 nucleotides. RefSeq names its product prolactin-7A2-like. The transcript is spliced from 6 exons. The record is from RefSeq and is a predicted model, not a curated record. Gene Ontology annotation, molecular function: prolactin receptor binding; hormone activity. Gene Ontology annotation, biological process: mammary gland development; response to nutrient levels; female pregnancy. Bases 1 to 831 code for a protein of 276 amino acids. Gene Ontology annotation, cellular component: extracellular region. NCBI's taxonomy places the organism in Eukaryota, Metazoa, Chordata, Mammalia, Rodentia, Muridae.
AUGCCACUGCCAGCCUCUCGACCAUACUCCUGGGCACUUCUGCUGCUGCUGGUGUCCAGUCACCUUCUAUGGAAGAAUGUGGCCUCUGUGCCUUUAAUUAGUAUGAGGAACGAUCAUAAUGAUACACUAUUCCUCAAGGAAAUGUUAAAUCAUGCCUUGAGACUGUCCCAGUAUAUCAGUAACUACAACUUGGACUUGCACAGGAUAAAUGUGCUAGACUUUAUUGAGCUUCAGGAGACUCUGAUCAAGACUAUCACCCGUGGCAAAAAUUAUACUGUCAAAACUCCAGAAAACCUGGAUGAAGUCCAAAAAAUGACUAUGCUUGAGUUUCCUUUGGAUCGGCAGUUCCUGCAUAAAAAGCUCACCAGCUGCCACAAUUAUGCUAUCAAAACUCCAGAAAACAUCAAUGAAGCACAAAAUAUUCCUCUUGAAGACUUUCCAAAAGUGCUACUCAGUAGAAUGUGGGCUUGGCAUGACACUCUUACAAACCUCCUGAAAAUUCUUAGAAGUAUGCCGGGAACGUAUGAUGAUGUCAUAUCAUUAGUAGAAGACAUUGAAACAGAAAAUAUAAAGCUUCUUGAAGUCACCACAAGUAUACUCAGCUUGAGUUUGGGAAUACCAGAAAAAGUGGAAUACAUCUACUGGUCUGGUCUUCAAGACUUUCAAUCAUCUAAUGAAUUAUCUCAAGUUGUUGCUCUUUGGAAAUUAUUCUAUUGCUUACAUGUUGAUAUGCAUACAGUUGACCUUUAUCUCAAGCUCUUGAGCUGUGUGGUGCUUGUUGAUAGUGACGUCUGCUUAAGGGAGAUGAUCCAGGGUGCUGUGUCAUUUUAA